CCCUCCCUCCCUCCCUCCCUCGCGCGGCGCCGCCAUCUUGCCAGCGGACAACCGGAGGGGCUGAGCUCCGCCGCUGCCUCUGCCUCUCCCCCUCCCCUCCGGCCGGGCUGCCUUCUCCCGGGGCCGGGGGGCCGGAGCCGGCAGGAGAAAUAUUAGUAUCAAAGAAUGCCAACAACUGCUUCACCAAGUGGAUGCAUUGUGCGAGAGGUCAUUAUUUACAGCUACCAGCUUUAUUGAACUCUUCCUUACAUUUCAUCCUUAUUUUCUUUUAGAAGCGGAAAAACAACUUCGGUUUGAUGUUUUGUGUGCCAUCAACUGAAAUUGGGGCCAUCAUGAAUAUAACCAAGGGUGGACUGGUGCUGUUUUCAGCUAAUUCCAAUUCGUCGUGCAUGGAACUGUCGAAGAGGAUUGCUGAGCGCUUGGGAGUUGAGAUGGGGAAGGUUCAGGUUUAUCAAGAGCCGAACAGAGAAACAAGAGUGCAGAUUCAGGAGUCUGUGAGAGGAAAGGAUGUAUUUAUCAUCCAAACAGUUUCAAAGGACGUGAAUACUACGAUCAUGGAACUCCUGAUCAUGGUGUACGCUUGUAAAACCUCCUGUGCCAAAAGCAUUAUUGGAGUGAUUCCUUACUUCCCGUACAGCAAGCAGUGCAAGAUGAGGAAAAGAGGCUCCAUUGUCUCUAAAUUACUGGCUUCAAUGAUGUGCAAAGCUGGACUAACUCAUCUUAUUACCAUGGAUUUACAUCAGAAGGAAAUACAGGGCUUCUUCAAUAUUCCAGUUGAUAACUUGAGAGCAUCUCCAUUUUUACUACAGUACAUCCAAGAAGAGAUACCAGACUACAGGAAUGCUGUAAUUGUGGCCAAAUCACCUGCAUCUGCAAAGAGAGCACAAUCAUUUGCUGAGCGCUUACGGUUGGGAAUUGCUGUGAUUCAUGGAGAAGCUCAAGAUGCUGAGUCUGACAUGGUGGAUGGUCGACACUCACCACCUACAGCCAAAAAUGUAGCUGCUAUUCACCCCAGUUUGGAGAUACCCAUGCUGAUUCCCAAGGAAAAACCGCCCAUCACAGUUGUUGGAGACGUAGGAGGAAGAAUAGCUAUCAUCGUGGAUGACAUUAUAGAUGAUGUUGACAGCUUUCUUGCUGCAGCUGAGACCCUCAAGGAAAGGGGGGCUUAUAAGAUCUUUGUGAUGGCCACACAUGGCCUGUUAUCAUCAGAUGCUCCCAGGCUGAUCGAGGAAUCUGCAAUCGAUGAAGUGGUUGUUACAAACACAAUUCCACAUGAAAUACAAAAACUCCAGUGUCCUAAAAUCAAGACUGUGGACAUCAGCAUGAUCCUCUCAGAAGCCAUUCGCAGGAUCCAUAACGGGGAGUCCAUGUCGUACCUUUUCAGAAAUAUAGGACUGGAUGAUUAAUGCUUUUUAUUUGAAAGAAGCACCCGGGCCAAACUGGAAGCAAACAGAUAAUGAGCUGUGAAGCGUCAUGCUUACCUUAAUAUUUCUAUUGAGCCACUUUUUGUUUUCUCUUGGUUUAAGGUAGAACAGUUUUUAAGAGUUGUGUUUUUCUUUGCAGGGUUUUGUCUUUUGGGGUGGGGUGGGUGGGGAAUAAACAUUUUACAAAAAACUGUUCUAGUUGCUUUUAGGUUAGUUGCACUAUAUACAUUAAAAAAAAAAAAACAACAACAACAAAAAAAACCCCCAACAACAAAACAAAAAACCCACAAAACACUUGAGGCAAGAAUUUGGCUUCUAAAUUAAGCAUUCCUUUUCCAAAGCUGCUUGCUGCAAGUGCUUUAAAAGAUAAUAAAAUGAAGUGACUGUAUAAUAUUUGCAUUUUAAAAGCCAAAAAGGUUGUACUGUUGUAUGCAGUUAAGUGAUUUUGUAGGAGUGCUUUUAUAGAAAAGCAUAUGAAAUAUGCACCUGUAUUUAUUUUCUGCGAUGAAGAAUAAAGACUUGUUUUGCGUGAGCUUUCUAAAAAAGUUCGUGUACCAGUCACUUGUCUUCUGCAGCGUGUCCCCUUAAAAAUGAUGGGCAGGUAUUACCUUACUGAGAGGGAUCAAGAGGUGAAUUGAUUUUUUUAUGCUAAUGUGUUGCUUUGGAAUAUGAACAGGAUUCAGGCUUGCUGGCAGUAAGGGGAGUAACAUGCAUUUUGCUUGUUGUUACAGUGAAACACCUGCAGACGAGGAGGAGAGGCUGCUUUUCCCAAUACUGAUACUGAUUGUCGUUUGUAAAACGCAAAAUCAAACCUUUCACCAUCCGCUUGCAGGUGCUUAUCACAAAGGUU
Molecule: messenger RNA, 2274 nt
Organism: Chroicocephalus ridibundus (black-headed gull)
Lineage: Eukaryota; Metazoa; Chordata; Aves; Charadriiformes; Laridae
Gene: PRPSAP2
Product: phosphoribosyl pyrophosphate synthetase associated protein 2
Exons: 12
Coding region: 297-1406 (369 amino acids)
Biological process (GO): 5-phosphoribose 1-diphosphate biosynthetic process; purine nucleotide biosynthetic process
Cellular component (GO): ribose phosphate diphosphokinase complex; cytoplasm
Molecular function (GO): ribose phosphate diphosphokinase activity; ATP binding; magnesium ion binding
Source: RefSeq, a predicted model, not a curated record